Messenger RNA from Cydia amplana, 2043 nucleotides. RefSeq names its product aryl hydrocarbon receptor (gene ss). NCBI's taxonomy places the organism in Eukaryota, Metazoa, Arthropoda, Insecta, Lepidoptera, Tortricidae. Gene Ontology annotation, cellular component: nucleus; aryl hydrocarbon receptor complex. Gene Ontology annotation, molecular function: transcription cis-regulatory region binding; nuclear receptor activity. The record is from RefSeq and is a predicted model, not a curated record. Gene Ontology annotation, biological process: regulation of transcription by RNA polymerase II; response to xenobiotic stimulus; xenobiotic metabolic process. The transcript has 9 exons. Bases 368 to 1975 code for a protein of 535 amino acids.
UGGCAAACUGUGCCCAGCCGUCAAGAUAGCCUCGGACUCUAAGGUGUUGUGCGGCUGGGGCGGCUACGCGUUGGAGGGAUGCGUGGACACGCUGCUCCGGCCGCCGCAGCCGCAGGCCAGCCAGCUGGGGACGGUGUAUGCGACGAAGAGGAGGCGGCGGAACGGGAAGAGCAUCAAGCCCCCUUCAAAAGACGGCGUGACGAAGAGUAACCCGUCGAAGCGGCACCGCGAGCGGCUGAACGCGGAGCUGGACACUCUGGCCUCGCUGCUGCCCUUCGAGCAGAACAUCCUCAGCAAGCUGGAUCGCCUCUCCAUCCUGCGGCUGUCUGUCAGCUACCUAAGGACUAAAAGUUAUUUUCAAGUUGUGAUGCACAAAGACAAGGAGGAACUGCACGGGCACCGGCGCGAGCACUCCGCCUACGACCAUGUCAUGCCCGACGGAGAGAUGUUCCUGCAGGCGCUGAACGGUUUCCUGAUGAUCCUCACAUGCGAAGGCGAGGUGUUCUUCGCGACCCACAGCAUAGAGAGCUACCUCGGCUUCCACCAGUCAGACAUAGUACACCAGUCGGUCUACGAGCUAGUCCACUCUGAGGACCGAGAAGAGCUGCAGCGGCAGCUGCUGUGGAACUCUUUCCUACCUCCUGAAGUCAGCAAUCUGACGCUCCAAGAUGUUUUGAGGCCUGAAAGAGCGCAUCUUCUGGAGAGAAGCUUUACUGUACGGUUUAGGUGCCUGCUAGACAAUACUUCGGGGUUCUUGAGGCUAGACAUCCGGGGCCGAGUCAAGAUCCUACACGGGCAGAAUAAAAAGACGGAAGAACCACCGCUAGCGUUGUUUGCAAUUUGUGCCCCCUUUGGACCACCAAGCUUACUGGAAAUUCCUCAGAAGGAGGUCAUGUUCAAGAGCAAGCACAAACUAGAUCUUUCGCUCGUGUCUAUGGAUCAAAGGGGUAAGAUGCUUUUAGGGUACACGGACGCAGAGCUGGGAAACAUGGGGGGUUACGACUUAGUACAUUACGAUGAUCUAGCCUAUGUGGCCAGCGCUCAUCAAGAAUUAUUAAAAACGGGUGCUUCCGGCAUGAUCGCGUACCGCUUCCAGACCAAAGAAGGGCAGUGGCAGUGGCUCCAGACCUCAUCGCGGCUGGUUUAUAAAAACUCCAAGCCCGACUUCGUUAUUAGCACACAUAGGCCCUUGAUGGAGGAAGAAGGCCGCGACCUCCUCGGCAAGCGGACCAUGGACUUCAAAGUCAGCUACUUGGACACGGGACUUACAAGUCUGUACUUUUCGGAAACGGAACAGCUUUCAGGCUGCGAGUCUACCGUGACCACCCCUCCCCGAAACGCGCGACGCUACAAAACACAACUCCGAGACUUCCUUUCCACCUGUCGGAAUAAAAGACGGGUGCCUUCCACCCCUGCUCCGCCUGCUGUAGACUAUCUAGCCGCUGAUGCCGUCGCAGCAGCGUAUACUAACCUAAACGGUGCCUACACCGCACCAUACGGAGAAUACCCUCCAGCUCCCGCCUUACAUUAUGCCCCGCCGCCUUUGGAUGAUAGGUUCCUCACGGCCGACAAUAUCUUCCAUCAAUAUAAACCACUAUCGUACCAUUACACUCCUUACACGCCCAAUGGCUUCCUAGAACCGGCGCCGCCACCCGGAUAUGACGUGGCGCCGACGUACCAUAGGCCCCCUUCUAGAGAAUACACAUACGUGGAUACUAGUGGAAGGUACAUGAGUCCUGUAACGGGGCAAGAAAGGAGAUCACCUAGUAUUGUACCCGGGCCUAGUCCUGGUGGUUCCAGCGGGUCUGCCGAACAUGAACGAAUGCAGCAAACGCAACCAGCGGAGGUGCCCAGACAGACUGUCCUCAUGUGGGGCGCUGGCGGAACGGCUCAAGAAGUACCCGUGGAGUACUCCCCUCCUCAGGUUUGGCGCUACCACCCAUCACAUUAUCACACCGCUGAAGCGACACAAUGAUUUUUAGUAGGCUUUUUUUACGUGCAAUCGUUUUGUUUUAAGUAGAUUAUGGGGUUUGAUGAGACUGU